GUCUAUUGAUGCUUGCUGCAUUCACCAGGCCUGUUUGGAGACUCUUCGUCACAAGUCAUUGUACAGAGAUGUCGUGCAUUGAGGAGCGGGAUGCCAAUGAGCUGGAUGCCAAAGAGCUGGAUGCCAAAGAGCUGGAUGCCAAAGAGCAGAACGACCAAGGGCCGAACUGCCAAAAGCAGGACGACCAAGAGCUAGUGUCAAAAGCUGAAAACCUGCCAUGCUGCGAUUCCCAGCAUGCUAAAGUUCAUCAAAUCAAAGAGCCGGACGCCCAAGAUCGGGAUACUCAAAAAGGGAAUGCCCAAGAGCGGAAUACUGAAGAUGCCCAAACCCAAAAGCCGCCAUGCUUGGAUCCUAGAGACCGAAGGAGUGAGGCCGAAGAGAGUGAGGCCGAAGAAAGUGAGGCCAAAGGGAGUGACGCGCAAAUGAGUGACGUCCAAAAGAGUGACGCCCCAGAGAGUGAUGAAGGGGAGCAUCUUGCCCAAGAUCUGCGAUUUGUCAAACCGUAUGAGCUGCUCCAAGAGAUGAAGCAGCAUGACGAACAGGAACAAGAGAGUGACGCGCGAAAGGUUGACGUCCAAAAGAGUGACGUCCUAGAGAGGGACGCACCAGGGAGUGACGCCGAAGAGAAUGACGCCGAAGAGAGUGAUGCUGAAGCAAGUGACGCGCAAAAGAGUGACGCGCAAAAGAGUGACGUCCUAGAGAGGGAUGCCCAAGUUAGUGACGCACCAGGGAGUGACGCCGAAGAGAAUGACGCCGAAGAGAGUGAUGCUGAAGCAAGUGACGCGCAAAAGAGUGACGCGCAAAAGAGUGACGUCCUAGAGAGGGAUGCCCAAGAGAGUGACGCACCAGGGAGUGACGCCGAAGAGAAUGACGCCGAAGAGAGUGAUGCUGAAGCAAGUGACGCGCAAAAGAGUGACGCGCAAGAGAGUGACGUCCAAGAGAGUGACACAGAAGUGAGUGACGCCCCAGAGAGUGAUGACCGGGAGUAUCUUGCCCAAGUCCUGGGAUUUGUCCAACAGUAUGAGCUGUUCCAACAGAUGAACCAGCAUGACGAACCGGAAAAGCGGGAUUACCAACAGGAAGAUGUUCAAGAGUGGAAGAAAUUGAAAGAAAGGUGGGAGAGAUUGAAAGACCAAUGCGAGCUGGAGGUCAAACAGGUGGAACAGGGGAAGCUACGUUUCCAACAGCAAGAGGCGAACAUAUCGAAAUGGAAGCGGGCGGCCCAAAAAUGUGAGCGGGACGCCCAACCGCGGAAGCGGGAUUGUGACCAACAGUUGGAGAGGGAUGUCCAACUGCCGGAACGGGAGCUCCAGGUCCAACAGCGAGAGCGGGAGCUGCAGGUCCAAAAGCGGGAGUGGGAGCUGCAGUUCCAUAAGCGGGAAUGGGAGCUGCAGGUCCAACAGCGGGAUCGGGAGCUCCGUGUCCAAGAGCGGGAACUGCACGUCCAACGUCGGGAAUGGGAGCGGCAAGUCCAUCAGCGGGAGUCGCAGAUGAAGGCCCAACAACGGGAUUGGGAGCUGCAGGUCGUACAGCGUGAGCAGGCGGUUCACCAGCGUGAGCGGGCGGUUCAGCAGCGUGAGUUCAGCAGCCAUAAGCAGCGUUAGUCGGACGUCCAAAAACCGGAGUUCCAAAAGUGGAGCGGAAGGUCCGACAAAUGGACGUCCCAAAAGGAGACUAGGAAGUAGCGGGCGCAGUGAGACUGCCACAAGCACAGCCAUUCUGGGAUACUGAUUCUGAUGGCCAACAGCGGGAGCGGGACUGAGAGGCCGUACACCAAAGUGAAGGACGCGGAAAUGCUGGACACAGAAAAGACGGCAAUGCUUAGAUACCGUACCAAUUUUCAAGCAUGACAUUGUACAUGUCCCUGUCCACCAACCAUCGCUGGAUGAUGGUCCGUGACGUAGAAUACUACGGUGUACUCAUGUAUGAAUUUCAAGCAAUGUUGCAUAGCUUGUUCACAUACUGUAUCCAUCGCACAUCUUGAUUUCUUCCUUUUCUUGCCUAGAUACGUACGCUAUGUACUUCCUGUGUCAUGUCUUGCCACGCCAACCUCGUUCGGAAUUCUCUGCCAAGUCCGACUUUCUAUGUAUUAUGCUGGAAGCACUCGUGUGCCUAACCAUUCUAGUACACUUUUCUGCACAAGACCGAACACUCGACGAAAUAAGCUAUCACAACUGAAUGUA
Molecule: messenger RNA, 2183 nt
Organism: Sycon ciliatum
Lineage: Eukaryota; Metazoa; Porifera; Calcarea; Leucosolenida; Sycettidae
Product: neurofilament medium polypeptide-like
Exons: 1
Coding region: 9-1604 (531 amino acids)
Source: RefSeq, a predicted model, not a curated record